AUGAAUCUAUACCAUUAUCAUAUGGCUAUCAAACUGGAAAAGAGGGUCCGGUGGUUUCAAGUACGAAAGUAUUUAGACGAGAACUUCGGGAUAAAGGUGAAUUUCAGCGAUAAUCACACCACCUACUACAGCGCGUACCGUUACGUCACGAAAGAAGACAAGGACGCUUUGCACUCGCCUUGCCAUCCAGAUUUAACGGACGUUCCUCCUCAAACCGAAUCUGCUGUGGCCACGAAAAAGAGGAAAGCGAAGGCUAAGCAACAGCGCCGUAAGUCUAAGAAAAGAGGAGGUGAUCGCCUGAGCACUUUUGACGUGUGUCAGCUGGUGCAAGCCAAAUCCAUAAGUUCACGCUUAGAGCUGGUGUCUUUAGCGGCGGCUCAAGUUAGAGAAGGGAAAACCGCGUUGGCCGAAUUUAUUGCCAACCGGGGAAGUAAAGCGGUCGAUGAAGCCAUUCAGUUAGCGAAGGAAUUUGCCGAGGCCGAAACACGUUUAAAUCGGUCUAAAAAACUCGCAUUGAACUGCUAG
This is a messenger RNA of Porites lobata, 525 nucleotides long. The record is from the annotation of a GenBank genome assembly. Lineage: Eukaryota; Metazoa; Cnidaria; Anthozoa; Scleractinia; Poritidae.